UUGGUACCGGACUGUUUCCAUUGUGGGGGGAAAAAAAAAAAAUUAUCUUAAAUCCGAUUCAAAAUGGGAACCGAAGUUCAACAAUGCGAUACUGUGGCGCGUGAUUUGUUUCUGUCUCUACCCGUAGCUCGUAAGGCUCGUAUAGUGGAUCCGGAGAGAGACUGGCUGCCCUCUCUGGACCGAGAGCAGCAGGAGGCACGGCUCCGAGCCAAGGCAAAGAGGAGACAGCGAAAGUCCUCUUCUCGGGACUCUGGAUGCGAGUCCUUCUCGGAAAAUGUGGACGUUGUUGUUGUUCGGCCUGGGAGUCCCACAAUCCGGGUGUUUGACAGGAAGUGUAGGUCUGGGAAGAGCAGAGGACUGCCCAAGAAAGGGGGUUCUGGAGGGAAAGGAGUUUGGGGAGCACCCCCAGAGGUCUAUGAUCUUGAGGACCCCAGCUAUGAAGAUGAAGAUGCUCAAGAGGGGGAAACUGUUUAUGAAACGGUUGUCCUAGAACUGGAUGGUGAAGAGUUUAACAAGACAGUGACCCCUAUUAUACAGGAGUAUUUCGAGCAUGGAGACACCAAUGAGGUGCUGGCUCUCCUGGAAGGUCUAACCCUUGGCAGGAGAAAGUAUGAGAUCCCAUUCCUGGCUGUAAACCUGUCUCUGGAUGGCAAGGCCAGCCACCGGGAGCUAACCUCCUGUCUGCUCACUAACCUUGUGGGGAAGUGUCUGUCCAGCAGGGAUGUGGCAGUCGCUUUCGAUGCCCUGCUGGAAGAGCUGCCCGAACUGAUCCUGGACACGCCUGCGGCACCGCAGAUGUUGGGCCAGUUUAUUGCUCGUGCAAUAGCUGACCACGUGCUCCCUGCUGAUUACUUGGAAGGUUACAAAGGCAAAGUGGAUUGUGAUCAUGUUCGGGUGACGCUGAAUCGGGCUGCUGUGCUGCUCAGCAUAAAGAGAGGUCGGUUGCGUCUGGACAAUGUUUGGGGGGUAGGCGGAGGACAGAGACCUGUCAAAGAGCUUGUUAAAGAGAUGAACUUGCUGCUGGAAGAGUAUCUGUUCUCUGAGGAUGCAAAGGAGGCUGAGAGGUGUGUGCGUGAGCUGGAGGUGCCACAUUUUCACCAUGAGCUUGUCUAUGAGGCUGUAGUGAAAGCUGUUGAGUCAAUGAAUAGAGAGAGCCCCAAGAGGAUAAUGAAGUUGCUGAAAUCUUUCUGGGAAUCUGGACUUGUCACUGCUGACCAAAUGAUCCAGGGGUUUAAGCGAGUGUUUUCAAUGACACAAGACCUUCACCUGGACAUCCCAAACUGUUACCCAGCUCUGGAGAGUUUUGUGGAACUGUGUUACCUGGAAGGUGUAAUCAGCAAGCAGCUCCAUGAUCAUUGCCCUACAGAACAGGUGAAUAACAGUUGAAGAGGAAAAUUGUUUUAUACAGACCAGGACGUCCAGUCUAUUUUUGAAAAUGUACCUCUUUGACAUCCUCAUUAGAAUUGAAGAAUUUCCAGUCUGUUUUGGAUGUAUAUUGGGUAUGUUUCCUUAAAGGGUAUUAACAGCUAACUGCUAGCAUGUCUAAGCAAAGCUACAAAUCCUAUUUCUGCAUUGUGUAGCAGGGCAUUCAGGGUAUUUACACACUCCUGGUUGUACACAGUGGUUUGCAGAGUAAGGUUAUCUCCAUAAGGUGUGUGUUCAAUGUGGGACAGUAUUUGAAAUGUUAAUAUAAUUAUUUUGAAUGUGGUAAAACAAGCCUUACACUUUUUACAUUUUUUUGAUGAUCCAGUACUAAGAAUCUGCUUAGAGUGUUGGCAAUUUAUGUUUAGAAUGGUUUGGGGCCAAAUAACACGCAGUAUUUUUUAGAAGCCGAUUUUGUUUAUCAAAUUAAAUAUGCUGUUGUCAUUCUGGGCAUUACUUCAUAUUGAAAUGUUACCUGUUAGUCUUGGAAACAAGUCCUAUUCAAUAAAGAUCAAUAUGUAAAACCAAAAAA
Acipenser ruthenus (sterlet) is the source of this 1954-nucleotide messenger RNA. Its product is annotated as programmed cell death protein 4-like. The transcript has 11 exons. Lineage: Eukaryota; Metazoa; Chordata; Actinopteri; Acipenseriformes; Acipenseridae. Gene Ontology annotation, cellular component: cytosol; nucleus. Gene Ontology annotation, biological process: negative regulation of DNA-templated transcription. Bases 64 to 1386 code for a protein of 440 amino acids. The record is from RefSeq and is a predicted model, not a curated record.